Messenger RNA from Phycomyces blakesleeanus NRRL 1555(-), 2637 nucleotides. RefSeq lists its product as hypothetical. NCBI's taxonomy places the organism in Eukaryota, Fungi, Mucoromycota, Mucoromycetes, Mucorales, Phycomycetaceae. The transcript has 7 exons. The record is from RefSeq and is a predicted model, not a curated record. Bases 1 to 2637 code for a protein of 878 amino acids.
AUGCGUCGGAAAAAAACGCCGCAAGGAACUUUUUACCAAGGAGUGAACACCUUGCCACCAUCCUGUCUACAAAAUAAUACCAAACGAACCUUAUCCGAAAGCUUUUCAGAAGAAAGUGUCAACAAAAGAAAUCGUGUAGAAGGGCCGGUGAAAGACUUGGAGGAAUGCUUCUUUAAUUCGAUGAGAGACCGCGUAGAAGAACUUGUCAAGCAAACUAAAACUCAAGAUAAAACAAAAGAACUGAAAAACAAGCUCCUAAAUGUAAAAACUCUACUGGCAGCAAUAAUAACGAACGCAGCACAACUUGCCAAGUGUGACAGAAAAAAUGGAAGAAGUUCGUAUCUCAAAACCAACAAGAUAGCUGAGGCUGCCGUAGGUUCGGUCGUAAAAGACACAGCUAAAGGAUACUCUUCUGCCACUCCAACAAAUAAACAGCCGUAUGAAGAAAUGAGAACGUGCACGGUCCAGAUGAACAGCCUCUUCAGAUCGGAUCUCUCUCCUAUUGUAAAGACAUUCGUGUGUAUUAGAUUACAAGAUACGAUGGUUAGAGCAUCUUCAGCAGAAGAUAAAGAAAAGGGACUGUCUUUUAUAUUUAAAGUGAAUUUAAUCGAACUGCUGGGAGGACAAACUUUAGCUAAAUCUUUAAAUUUAAUAUGCUCUGAAGAUGCUCUACGCCAAAUGCUGAAUGAUAGAAAGGAAGCUUCUGUGGAACACAGGCUCGUUGUUCAGGAUUUGAACAUCGUGGAAGAACAGCAAGAUUUUCUGGAAGAGGAGGGGACUUUGGAUGAUGAUGUUCCGGAAAGGAGGUUGAAUCAACCCAAGUCCAUAAUCAAACACUUGGUCUUCAGCAAUGAUACGCCUGUAUAUUUAGAAGAUUUCUUGCCUCCGAAAAAGCAAUAUCAUGUAAUUGCGUAUCAGAUGUAUUUCUGUAUCUUUGCAAACGACGUUCUUAAAUAUGCACUUUAUACAAAGUUUACUCGCGCAUUAUGUCCUUCAAGAUCAUUCUCGUCAUCAAGUGCACUACACCUGGAUUCAGUUGCAUUAUAUCAGCUAUUGACCCAGAAUAUCGAUCAAGAAAAGUCGGAAGAACCAUCAUUACAUACCAACCAGCAAGAAAAGAAAGGGUAUAGUAGAAUGAUACUCUAUGGGUAUAAUAGGGAUGAGCUGAUAGGGUCUCAAGAAAAAGUGCGCCAAAACAAAGAUGCCAUAUUUAACGCAGUAUUUGAUAUUGGAGAGAUUCAGAAAGCAUGUGAAUCGUAUGGUCUAUCUUUUGCACAUCGGAUAACAUGUCUGCCAGGAAUGAAGACAGUACGAUUAUUGGGAUCGAGAAUAAAAACCCACGGGAGCGUAACAGAGGAGACAGAUCAGUCAUAUGAAGCACGGAUCUUAAGAAACCCAAACGUUAUACAAGAAGGACAAAAAACAAAGGAUGUUCUUUUUUCUGAGCUUCAAAGCUUAACAGAAGUCAAGGCACUUGAAUCUGUCUGUAAAAUAGAGCUAGAUCUUCUGAAAGACAGUAACUUCCAAAGGAAAAUCAAGGAAUGUAAAUCAAAUUGGGGGACAACAGAUGACAAGGAUCAGUUAUACCGGACGAUUGAAAAAUAUAAAGAAUCGAGAUAUAAAUCUUAUUUGACGGUUAACAAGAUCAGAAACGAACUCGCCGAAAAAAGACAACAGCUAUAUUUCCGACAGAUGAAAAUUCGUUUCAAAUCAAAGCUCUAUAAUGUUAAAGAUGUCCCUCAAGAUAGCAGAGGUCAAAUUGAGAAAUGUGGUAAAGGUGUGACCAAGGUGGAGGACCGAACUGUUGUGAAUCCUGGUGACUUUAACUAUGCGGGUACUGACAAUGGCCUGGUGAAUAUGCCAACAUCAAUACCGAUGUCGUUACAAAGAAUGAGAUUUCACCUAAAGCUUUUCAACUAUUACACCGCGUUAAGCAAGGACUCAAAUGAAGACAAACGAAAGAAGUAUACGGAUGAAGGGGAAAAGGUCCAGUUAAUAGAAGAUUCGAUGAGAGAAUUGGAGUCGGCCCCUGUUGCUUCUAAUGACAUGGCCAUCGGAAAAUUUCGUGCUAAAUACGAUCAACGACAAAGCCUGCGGGAUUUCUACAAUUCUCCAAAAAUCAUCAACAAAAAAAGACAUGUAGAAAUCCAACAGUAUCGUUAUCGGCAUCUCCUCUGUCGGCGAGAGAGAUUGGAAUUGAAGCAUUCAGAGAGGACCGGUGCCGGUUCUCGAGUCAAAGGCUUUGGAAAGUAUGGUGGUAAGUGGAAGCAGAAUAUACAUGGGGAAGCAGUUAAUGUCUGCAUCACAAAUGAGUGCAAGACCUCCCGAACGUGUAUAUUCUGCUUUUCGCCUUUAACCAAUCCGAGGAUUCCUGGCAAAAAGAAAAGAAGUUACAAAGUCAACAAAGGAACCUUCCUUUGUAUCAAUCCUCGGUGCAUAACUGUCAACAAUCGAUGUGCAAGUAAGCCGAGAGAUGGACUUUCAGCUCUCGCCAUUGCGCUGGUAGGCCUAAGCUCAGUUAUAUUUGGUGCCGCGCCACCUCCUUUUUACAACGUCAGCCAAAUAACUGCUGAACAUUAUACAAAAAUAACAUCUGACUUCUGUACACGAAGAGACGAUUUUGCAGCUACAUUGUAG